This is a messenger RNA of Carlito syrichta (Philippine tarsier), 2681 nucleotides long. RefSeq names its product phosphoinositide-3-kinase interacting protein 1 (gene PIK3IP1). NCBI's taxonomy places the organism in Eukaryota, Metazoa, Chordata, Mammalia, Primates, Tarsiidae. Gene Ontology annotation, molecular function: signaling receptor binding; endopeptidase activity. The transcript has 6 exons. The coding region runs from base 424 to 1155 and encodes 243 amino acids. The record is from RefSeq and is a predicted model, not a curated record.
AAAUGCAAACAAAAGAGGUGUAAAGGCCCGGGGUGCAGCCACACAGGUCUCAAACUGAUCAGCUGCUAAGCACAACCUAAACCUCUGCCUCUCUUCACUUGGCUGAGCUCCUCUCUCCACUCAGGGUUAGUGAUCAUGUAAGGCAUAGGAAACUUAGGACCCAGGGGGCGCCUUUCAGCUGAAAACACCUCGCGCUGCAGCAAGCUAGCUGGGAAGCUCCCAGUUCUAAAGAGAGGCUGUUUACCAGAAGAGCAUAACAAGGGCAGGUCUGACUGCAAAGCUGGGACAGGGAGGCAGAGCCACCGCCAAGGGAACCCCGGCUGGACACUGAGUGUUCGAUCACCUGCAGGACAAAGAAGGCGAAGAUGCUGUUAGCCUGGGUACAAACAUUCCUCGUCAGCAACAUGCUCCUUGCAGAAGCCUAUGGAUCUGGAGGCUGCUUCUGGGACAACGGCCACCUGUAUCGGGGAGACCAGUCCUCGCCCGCACCUGGCCUCCGCUGCCUCAACUGGCUGGAUGCGCAGAGCGGCCUGGCGCGGGCCCCCGAGUCGCGUGAGCACCGGCAACCACAACUACUGCCGAAACCCGGACCGGGACCCGCACGGACCCUGGUGCUACGUCAGCGGCGAGGGCAGCACCCCCGAGAAGCGGCCUUGCGAGGACCUGAGCUGUCCAGAAACCACUCCCCCGGCCCCACCAGCCUCCGCAACAGGAAGCGAGGAGGUGUCUGAAGGGCCAGGUGAAGUGCAGGUGUUUGCUCCUGCCAACGCCCUGCCUGCCCGGAGUGAAGCUGCAGCUGUGCAGCCAGUGAUUGGGAUCAGCCAGCGGGUGCGGAUGAAUGCCAAGGAGAAAAAGGACCUGGGAACUCUGGGCUAUGUGCUGGGCAUUACCAUGAUGGUGAUCAUCAUCGCCAUCGGAGCUGGCAUCAUCUUGGGCUAUACCUACAAGAGGGGGAAGGACUUGAAAGAGCAGCAUGAACAGAAAGUGUGUGAGAGAGAGAUGCAGCGAAUCACCCUGCCCCUGUCUGCCUUCACCAACCCCACCUGUGAGAUUGUGGAUGAGAAGACAGUUGUGGUCCACACCAGCCAGACUCCAGUUGACCUUCAGGAGGGCAGCACCUCCCUUAUGGGCCAGGCCGGUACUCCUGGGGCCUGAGUACCCCCCCACCAGUGGGCAGAAGCCCAUGCAGACACUGGUGCAGGACAGCCCUCCCUCCAGCUGGGAGGAUCUACACUUUGUGUUGUGGUUAAAAACCCUACCCCUACUUUUUUUUUGGGUGAAUCCUAGUAACUGACAUAAGCAGGUGACACUGUGGGCUGAGGGCAAGGCUGGGUAGGGUCCUAACUAUCCUCCUUCUCCAUCUCUUGGAGCAGGAUUUUGCCUGUGGAUGAAGAGAAUGGCAGCUCCCACAGUGGUGCUGCUGCUAAGGGCUUCCAAACAUUGCCUGCACCCUGAAACUGAACCAGGGACAGAUGAGGAGCUCUCCCAGGCUCCUCUGUACUUUACUAAGCUAGCCUCAGUCUCCACUGUAGGCUUGAGAGGCAUAUACUGUUAUCAUAGUUAAGGCCAAGCAGGUCAAGAGAGUCGGUUGUUGGAAAAAAAUAUAGUUAAAAAAAAAAAUUGGGAUGGAACUCCCUCUACUGACAUCUGAGAACCAGAAAUCAAUGUGUACAGAAGUCAGAACUUCAGGCUGAGAAUGAGAUCUGGGCUGUGGGCUGCUGGGUGUUCCAGCUUGCUGGCAGCAAUGUGCCUUGACAACCGUGGGCCAGCUCAGGGCCCAGGGACACUUCCUGUUUCAUGAGAAGGAAGGGAAGAAUUGCACUGAAUGUUCCACUUAUGAAGAGGGUGAAGAAGGAUCUGCUCCUGCCUUAGGCUAUAGAGGCAGAGGUAGACCGGGGUGCACCAGUUUCUCUUCAGGGGUGGACAGUGACCUCUCUUCACUUUGUACGGGUGAGACAGCAGCCAGCUAACCCAUGAGAAUUAGACUACAGGGACCUGUGAGCUGCUUCUAAGAGAUUAACCUGGAAACUAAGCUCAGAGGCAAGGUAAUAAAGCACUUUAGGGCUUGCCCCUGCAAUGGGCCUGAGUUGCCAGGUGGUCCUGUGGCCUCCAGGCCAGUGCCUUCCUGUAGGGCAGUGGGGCUAAUGUCACAACCUUCACUUGCAAAACAAUCACAGAACCAUUGAAAAGGACAUUUGAGUUCUUUAAGCCUUUUGGGUAUGUGGGCCCAGAGAGGGAAAAGUGACUUGCUCAAGUCAGUACAAGCUACUGGCAUGGCCAAGAGGAAAACCCAGGUUCCUGAUUGAGCUCAGUAUUUCUCCACUGCACUGUGCUAGUGGCUUAGCAGGGCCUCCAAGCCCUGAUGUCACACUCAGAGGCCUUGGCAGUGUCCCCCAGCCACAGAGCUUCCUUCCCAGAGCCCUUCCACUGCUGGAUGUGGAGAGGGGGGUUAGUGGGGCCCAUUGCCUUCAGCAGGCUGUUACCUGGAGCCAUUUGCUGUGGGGACCUAGACCUCUGGGGGUCCUUUGGUGUUAGUGAUGCUGGAGAAGAGAACGUUACUGGUUUCUACUUUUCUAUAAAAUCAUAUCUCUGUAUAUAUGUUUUAUAUACCUCAUUCUGACACCUGCAUAUAAAGUGUGGGAAAUUGCUCUGCAUUUGACUUAAUAAAAAAAAAAAAAGAC